Messenger RNA from Paecilomyces variotii, 2452 nucleotides. RefSeq names its product LYR family protein. Bases 120 to 2057 code for a protein of 645 amino acids. The transcript has 2 exons. The record is from RefSeq and is a predicted model, not a curated record. NCBI's taxonomy places the organism in Eukaryota, Fungi, Ascomycota, Eurotiomycetes, Eurotiales, Thermoascaceae.
CGCCGCCGUUCUUCCUCCACUCACUGCGCCCAUUGCUUUCUUCAACAUUGAGUGGGGAUCUCAGGCUAGUGGCAUUCACUUGAGCUGCGCGUGAUACAGCUAGUCUGCUAGCUUUCAUCAUGGCGCCCACGUUCAGGUCCUCGCGUUCGGGGAGGCAGCUUAUCGACAACAGUGCUGCGAGUCGGAGUCGGACAGUCGAUCAUGAUGUAUUCGAGGGUUUACCCGUCCGGCGCUGGACGCGCCAGCCUCACAUCUUCUCUCAGGCGGAGAAGAUGGAUGAGCCUGAUUCUGGUAUUGGAGGGGCUGCAGGUGGCCAACCUCUCCCUGAGCUUCCCAUGCCCAAGGACAGUCAUCUCUUGACACCCUCGAGUAGGGCUCUGCUUCGUGCUGCCCGUGCAGGCUGUAUCUACAUCCGCCAUGUGAACAAGGAUACGAAUGGGGAGCAAAAGGAGACUACGGAUAUCGACGAUACUCCCGCUGCUGUUCCCAGGACCGAGCGGAGUUUUACGGCCAAGAAGUGGACCGCUGUUCCUAGACAUAUGGAGCCUCCCGAAGUAGAAUUCCUCGCCAGGCGCAGACCUGGCUUGCCAUCACUAUAUGGUGCGUCUGCGCUCAAUGCAUUGGGAAGCACUGGAAUUACCCCUGCACCGCCGAUGAGAAAGACAAAGUUCAAGAAAGUCGACCCUGCCACUGGAAAUGUUUCGAUCUACGAAGCGUGGAUUCCGGAGGGUCAUACCCUCGAGGGAGAGAUCAAAGAGACUGGCGAAGUUGUACCGGAGCAACCCGACGCUACGGUUAUCAAGGAAACACCCGCUCCUGGAACAGUGGUCGAAGGUGUAGGCAUUGUCAACGCAGAGGGAGUGGUUGUCGCCAGCGCCGAAGCGGAUGCUGCCCCUAAGAGACGUCCCCCGCCUCCGAAACGCAAGGCGAAGGGCGUCGGGAAAGGCAGAAAGAAGAAGGUUAUGUUUGCUCCUGGAGAGGGCGGAGACGCAGGCGCGGUACACGCCGCUGGGGCCGACGGAGCAGCUGCAAAGCAGGAAGGGCUACGUAUGUCGAUCGAUGGUGCAGCUGGCGAACCCAUAGAGGGAUCAGAUGAGGAAGAGGAGGAAGGCGAAGAAGGGAAGGAGAGUGAUGAGGAUGCCGGUUCAGCACCAGCAACCAAAUCUCCAAGUGCCGCGCCCCAGGAAGCUGGCGCAACGCCUGCCACUGAGGCGAAUGUCCCUCCUACGUCGGAGUCUAAUACUGAAGCCCAGAAUCCGGCUUCAGCUACUGCAAAUGAAGAUAGUACUACUACCGAGCGACCCAUGCAGCAGGAGAAGCAGCCGAGCCCGCAAGUCCCAUCAGACACGAGGCCCGCCGACGUAGACAUGAAACUCAGCGAGCCUGACAGUGAGAAAGCUGCUACGCAACCACCGGUCGCAGAGCAACCUUCUACAGACGAGACUCCAGCUCCAGCUCCCCCAGUUGCGGAACCAGUUGCAGCGCUGCAACCCGUCGAGUCCGAACCAAUGGAGGGAGUCUCACAGGAGCAGCCUAUUUCGGCACCACAGGAGCCGCAGGAGACGAGACCAGAGCCACAGCCAGAAGAGAUGGCAGGUGUGGAACAUACGCAGGCGGGAAACACAACAGCGCCAGCCGAGCCUGAGAAGGCUGAGGAGGCCAAACCGGAGAGUACUACAGAAGAAGCUACGGCUCCUCAGGAAGCAGAGGCGCCCGCGCCCACUGAGUCCAGCGUGGCUGUUGAGACGAACACAGAGUCUACAGGACCUAAAGAACCUGCUCCAGAGCCUGCUCCUGCUCCCUCCAACAAUGCCGAGGUUGAUUUGCUAGGCACCCUCGAAGCCAGCUUAGGUGAUAAACCGAGUGAGCAACAAGAACAACCAGCACAGCCAGCUCCAUCUUCAUCAUCACCGAAACCGGCACCCUCAGAGCCUGCCCCAGAACCAUCAGCGCCUGAACCUACCCAGCCUGAGCCCGCUGAGACAGCACCAGCGGAAGCCCCCGUUGAACCUGCACCUGAUGCCGCCGAAGAAAAGAAAGAAACCAAAGAAGAGUAAAGCAUCCAAGCUCGUCGACCAUAGGACUUCCAUCCAAUCUUCCUACAAAAUCUUAUACCCACUAUAUUACCUCUUCCUAUCUUACCCCCAUCGACCCUUUCAGACGGCGUCUCUGGUACUUACUCUCUGGUUUGCGGUCUCUUCUCCAGUUCCUUUUAUGCGGGCGUUCAUCAAGCAUGUUUAUAGGGAAAUUGGCUCGGUCUAUUAUUAUAACUCUGUACUGUAGAAUAUUAUUUAACCUCGUUGUUUCAGGAAAAGACGGGUAAUUAUCAUACGUGAUAACUUUUUCUUGUUCUCGUUCUACCUGCUAUCCCACGUAAAGAAGGAAUAUAUAUAUACAUAUGGAUGAUAUUAUCAUCCCUAGAUGGAUUCUAUUUUGAAAAUAUCUGAACUGG